CAAAAACUCCAGGGAAUGCUGCUCGCCGACAUUUCUGGACAGGUUACCCACUGGGAGAUUCACCACUGUCUCAGUCCCAUUGCUACCUAAGAUAGAGCUGGCCCCUGUUCCUGGAAAGGCGUUUGUGGGAGUAAAGAUGGAGGCCGGAGGGGAGCGCUUUCCUAAACAAAGGCAAGUCCUGAUUCUCUUUCUCUUGCUGGGAGUGGCUCUAGCAGGCUGGGAAUCCCGUCGCUAUUUCGUGAUGGAGGAAACUGAGAGCGGCUCCUUUGUGGCCAAUCUUGCUAAGGACCUGGGGCUGGGAGUGGAGGAGCUAGCUGCGCGAGAAGCCCGGGUGGUCUCCGAGGACAACGAACCCUGGCUGCAGCUUGAUCUACAGACUGGGGAGUUGAUAUUAAGUGAGAAACUGGACCGGGAAGAGAUGUGCGGCCCCACAGAUCCAUGUGUAAUGCAUUUCCAAGUGUUACUGAAAAAACCACUGGGAGUAUUUCGAGCUGAGCUACUGGUGAGAGACAUAAACGAUCAUUCUCCUGAGUUUCCUGAAAGAGAAAUGACGCUGAAAAUCCUAGAGACUAGCCCUCCUGGGACCGUGUUUCCUCUGAAAACAGCCCAGGAUUUGGACGUGGGCAACAACAACAUCCAAAACUACAAUAUCAGUCACAACUCUUACUUCCAUGUUUCCACCCGCAACUGGGGGGACGGCAGGAAAUACCCAGAGCUGGUGCUGGACAAAGAGCUGGAUCGCGAAGAGCAGGCCGAGCUCAGAUUAACCCUCACAGCGCUGGAUGGCGGCUCUCCGCCCAGGUCUGGCACCGCCCAGGUCCGAAUCUUGGUCUUGGACGUUAAUGACAACGCCCCUGAGUUUGCACAGACGCACUACCAGGUGCAGGUCCCAGAGAACAGCCCUGUAGGCACCCUAGUUGUCAAGGUCUCAGCUAGGGAUUUGGACACUGGAACAAACGGAGAGAUAUCAUAUUCCCUUUUUGAUAGUUCUCAAGAGAUAAGCACAACUUUUGAGCUAAGCAGCAUUUCAGGAGAAGUUCGACUAAUUAAAAAACUAGAUUUUGAGACAAUAUCCUCAUAUGAGCUGUAUAUAGAUGCGUCUGAUGGUGGGGGACUUUCUGGAAAAUGCUCUGUCUCCAUUGAGGUGAUGGAUGUUAAUGAUAACUCCCCAGAACUAACUAUUUCAUCACUUACCAACCCCAUUCCUGAAAAUUCCCCCGAGACAGAAGUGGCCCUGUUUAGGAUUCGAGACCGAGAUUCAGGGGACAACGGAAGGAUGACUUGCUCCAUCCAGGAUGAUCUCCCCUUCCUCCUGAAACCAUCUGCAGAGAACUUCUACACCCUAGUAACAAAUGGGGCGCUGGACAGAGAGAGUAAAGCCCAAUAUAAUAUCACUAUCACCGUCACAGAUAUGGGGACACCGAGACUGAAAACCGAGCACAACAUAACCGUGCUGGUGUCCGACGUCAACGACAACGCCCCCGCCUUCACCCAGACCUCCUACACCCUGUCCGUCCGCGAGAACAACAGCCCCGCCCUGCACAUCGGCAGCGUCCGCGCCACAGACAGAGACGCGGGCGCCAACGCCCAGGUCACCUACUCGCUGCUGCCGCCCCUCGACGCGCACGUGCCCCUGGCCUCCCUGGUGUCCAUCAACCCGGACAACGGCCACCUGUUCGCCCUGAGGUCCCUGGACUACGAGGCCCUGCGGGCGUUCGAGUUCCGCGUGGGCGCCGCCGACCGCGGCUCGCCCGCGCUCAGCAGCCAGGCGCUGGUGCGCGUGCUCGUGGCGGACGACAACGACAACGCGCCCUUCGUGCUGUACCCGCUGCAGAACGCCUCGGCGCCCUGCACCGAGCUGGUGCCCAGGGCGGCCGAGGCGGGCUACCUGGUGACCAAGGUGGUGGCGGUGGACGGCGACUCGGGCCAGAACGCCUGGCUGUCGUACCAGCUGCUCAAGGCCACGGAGCCCGGGCUGUUCGGCGUGUGGGCGCACAACGGCGAGGUGCGCACGGCCCGGCUGCUGAGCGAGCGCGACGCGGCCAAGCACAGGCUGCUGGUGCUGGUCAAGGACAACGGCGAGCCGCCGCUCUCGGCCAGCGUCACGCUGCACGUGCUGCUGGUGGACGGCUUCUCGCAGCCCUACCUGCCGGCCCCGGAAGCGGAAGCGGCGGACGCGGCCCCGGCCGCCCCGCUCACCGUCUACCUGGUGGUGGCCUUGGCGUCGGUGUCGUCGCUCUUCGUCUUCUCGGUGCUGCUGUUCGUCGCGGUGCGGCUGUGCAGGAGGGACGGGGGGGCCUCGGUGAAUCGCUGCUCGGUGCCCGAGGGCCACUUUCCGGGCCACCUGGUGGACGUCAGCGGCACGGGGACCCUGUCCCAGAGCUACCAGUACGAGGUGUGUCUGACGGGAGGCUCUGGGAGUAAUGAGUUCAAAUUCUUGAAGCCUGUCUUCCCCAAUAUUCUGGAAUCGGACCUUGGGAGGAAGUCAGAAAGAAGUUCAACCUUCCAGAAUAAUGAAUUCUCAAGUGAGCUCCAAAUUCUGGGCCUAGAGGAGCUUUUGAUGACACAGCAUCCCAAUAUCUGCUUGCCUUUGGAUGAUGACAUUGUUCUGGUUAAUAGGGAAUUUGAAAGAAAAUGCAUUGUAGAAUUAAUAUUACUUAACCAAAGAAAGCUUAGUAAAGGAUAUGUUGGUGAGGGAGUUGAAUGAUUUGAAGAAAUAAUCAGCUCUGUUGUCAGGACUCCUCUAUCUCCAGGAGCCUCAUAAGUGGAUACUAUAGAAUGGUGUGGUUGACAGAGUAAUGGCCCCUAAAGACAUCCACAUCCUAAUCCCUGGAACCUGUGAAUAUUCUGUGUUGUAUUGCAAAAGGAAAUUAAGGUUCAGAGGAAGUAAGGUUGCUAAUCAGUUAGUCUUAAAAUAGGGAGAAUAUCCUAGAUGAUCUGGAUGGGCCUGAUUCAGUCAGUUGAAAGGCCUUAGAGCAGAGCUGAGUCUUCCCUGAGAUGAAGAAAGGCUGACUGUGGGCAGCAGCUUCUUAUGCCCCAGACUUCCAGCCUGCUCUUUCUAAUUGCCUGCUCUACAGAUUUUGGACUUGCCUAGCCAGCUCACCCAACCAAGUAAGUCACUUCCUUGCAAUAAAUCUCUUAAUAUAUAUCUCCUGCUGGUUCUGUUUCUCUGGUUGAACCCUGACUGAUACAGAUGUUGGUACCUGGAAGUGGAGUGCUGCUGUAACAAAUAACUAAAAAUAUGGAAAUUGCUUUGGAAUUGAGUGGCAGGCAUAGGCUGGAAGAAUUUUGAAGCGCAUGAUGGAAAAAGCCUAGAUUGCUUUGGACAGACUGUUAGUUGAAAUACAGAUGUUAAUAACUCUACUAGCGAAGACUCAGAGGGAAGUAAGGAGUAUGGUGGAGAAAACAUAUAUUGCCUUAUAGAUUACCUAAAUCAAAACCUUAGGAGACUUGGUAGUAAUAUGGAUGUUCCCUGGUGCACAGUGGUUAAGACUCCGCCUGCCAAUGCAGGGGACAGGGGUUCAAGCCCUGGUCCAGAAAGAUCCCACAUGCCGCGGGGCAACUAAGCCCGUGUGCCACAACUACUGAGCCUGCGCUCUAGAGCCCUCGAGCCACAACUACUGAAGCCUGGGUGCCUAGAGCCCGUGCUCUGCAACAAGAGAAGCCACCGCAGCAAGAAGCCCACGCACUCUGUGCACCGCAACGAAGUGUAGUCCCUGCUCGCCGUAACUAGAGAAAGCCCAUGCACAGCAACAAAGACCCAACACAGCCAAAAAUAAAUAAAUAAAUAAUUUUUUUUAAAAAAAGUUUAAAGUCACUGCUGAUGAGGGCUCAGAAAAAAUGAGGAAAAUGUUAUUGGAAACUGGAGGAAAUAGAAUCCUUGCUACAUAGUGGCUGAAAACUUAGCUGAAUUGUGUCCUGCAGUGGAAAUGUGGGAGGAAAAGGACUUGUAAGCAAUGAACUUGGAUAUUUAGCUGAGGAGAUUUGGGCUGAGGAGGCAUGGGUUGAAAAUACAGCGUGGUUUCUUCUUGCUGCUUAUAGUAAAAUGUGAGAAGAAUGAAAUAGAUUGAGGGAAGGACUGUUAAGCAAAAAGGAACCAGAAUAUGAUGACUUGAGAAAUGCUCAGCCUAUUCAGAUUGUAAAAGAUGCUAAAAUUAGGAAAGUGUGUUCUGGAGAGAAAGCCAAUGAUGUCACAGGUGUACAAUAUUUGUACUAGGCAUACACAUUGAGAUGAUACUAUAAUGAGAUGUGAUCUUUGAGGACCUUAAAUAUAUUUUUUAUGUGGGAUGGAUGUGAAUCUUUGGGGACAAGAGGGUGGACUGUGGUAGGGAGAAUAAUGGCCCCACAAAGUAUCUAUGUCCUAAUCUCUGGAACCUGUGAAUAUCUUAUGUUAUGUGGCAAAGGGGAAUUAAAGUUGCAGAUAGAAUUAAGGUUGAUAAUCAGCUAACCUUAUAAGGAGAUUACCCUAGGUUAUCCAAAUGGGUCCAGUGUAGUCACAAGAGCCUUGAAUAAGAAGUGGAAGUGGGAAACAGAAAAGUCAGUAUCAGAGUGAUGUUCUGUGAAAAAGACUGAACCAGCCAUUACUGAGUUUGAAGAUAGAAGGGAGCCAAAAAUGAGGGAAUGCAGACAGCCUCUAGAAGCUAGAAAAGGCAAGAAAAUGUAUUCUCCCUUAAAGACUCCAGAAAGGAAUAUAGUUCUACCUUAACUUUAGCCCAGUUUAACUUCUGACCUCCAGAACGGUAAGAUAAUUUUGUGUUGUUAAGCCACUAAGUUUAUGGUAAUUUGUUACAGCAGCUAUAAGACAUGAAUACAAAUGGCUACCAACAAAGCCAUUUCCAAGCCCAUUUUUCUUUUCCUUCCCCUACUCUAGUCCAAAAUAUUCAUAUUCCCAUAAUCUCUUGCAGGUAGGAGUGUCAUAUAACUUUGUUAUUGCUACUGAUGUAAAAGUAUAAUUGGGAAUUGGGAUUAAGGGAAAUAUUUUUGAAAGGGGUAAUCUGAGGUGGCAUGUUCCUUAGGACUUUGCCCAUUUUCCUUUUUCUUAACUGGCAUGGGUACUGAUGAGUAAGCCUUGAGUUGAAGCAGCCAACUUGCAACCAUGAGAUGAAUACCAUAGAACAAAGAUUAUAUACUAAGUAUGAUAAGAUGGAAAGCCCUUGAAUUUCUUACAACAUUGUCAAGCUGCUGCAACACCUCUGUGCUACCUUCUCCCAGGCUUUAUGUUGCACUUUAUAAAUAAACCCCUAUGUGAUUAAACAACUGUAGUCAGGUUUUCUGUUGAUUACAGACAAAUGCAUUCCAAGCUGACACAUCUCUCCUCCUCGUGAGUAAGGUUGAUUUACACAGUUG
Molecule: messenger RNA, 5346 nt
Organism: Lagenorhynchus albirostris (white-beaked dolphin)
Lineage: Eukaryota; Metazoa; Chordata; Mammalia; Artiodactyla; Delphinidae
Product: protocadherin beta-15-like
Exons: 2
Coding region: 137-2707 (856 amino acids)
Biological process (GO): homophilic cell-cell adhesion
Cellular component (GO): plasma membrane
Molecular function (GO): calcium ion binding
Source: RefSeq, a predicted model, not a curated record